UUCGUUUUCUCCAUCAGAGGUUCGAAACAACGAUAAAAGCAAAGUUGGAGGUUUUUUAUUUGUUUUUUUACGGAGAGGAGCUUACAUUUUGCAGAGAAAUGUUGAGGCUCCGCUGUAUUUAUAUCUAACCAGACAAUUUUCUUUUCGUUUUUUAAAAAAAAAAAAAAAUUCAAAACUUUGAUUCUUUUCGCUUUACCCUCUCUCUCUCUCUCCAAAUUGUGGGGUUUUAUCAGCUGAAGACCCGACUUCCAGACUUGCAGCUCGGAUUUUUCCAGGUCUUCCUUCACAUUUUCUGUCGUUUUCUCGCACUUUCUCGGAUCCCUUUGCUUACGCAGUCAAUGUAAGUCGAUUUUUCUUGCGUAUCUCUUCAAUCUGUUCAAAACCCACAAUUUUUUCCCUUCAAUUUGAAUUCUUUGUCAGGAAUUAUGAGGAUUUCGUGCCCGGAUGAAUCGUCUAGGGCAAGGGCAUGUCCCUCUGAUAGCGUUUUUGUUUCUGUUCAUAAAUUGUGACCUUACGUGUGGAUUGGAUUGUUGGAUUUUGGGAAUGCCAAUGAUUUGAAUUCGGUUCUGAGCUAGAAAGCUCGAUUAGUCUUUACAGAAGUUUAGGGUCAAGGUUUUGUAGAUAUGAUAAAAAAUAUAUGGGGUAAAAUACCCCGGAAACCCUCGAAAUCAUCGCAAAGCGAUGCGUAUAGUGACGGAGGGGCAAAUGGGAAUGGCCCAAAUUCAUCCCACAGCUCAAAAUCGAGCUCUUCUUCGUCAAAAUUUUCGAAUUUGGGUUCGGGCAAUUCUCGUUCGAGCAAUGGGGUUCUUACCUCGCACUCCUCGGGCGGGGUUAAAUCGAAUCACUCAAAGAAAUCAGCUCCCCUUGCAACUCAAGCAGGUCCUUUGUUGUCAUCGGGUGCAUACGAGGCUCUGCCGAGUUUCAAGGAUGUUCCAAGUUCAGAAAGGCAGAAUUAUUUUUUUAAGAAGUUGAAUAUGUGUUGUGUGGUUUUUGAUUUUAAUGAUCCCUCGAAGAAUCUCAAGGAGAAGGACGUCAAGAGGCUAACUUUACUUGAACUUGUAGAUUACAUUUCAUCAGUAACAUCGAAGUUCAAUGAGGUGGCAAUGCAAGAGAUUACAAAGAUGGUGGCGACCAAUCUGUUUCGUACAUUUUCGUCUUCCAAUCUUGAUAACAAGGGUCCUGAAAUUUAUGACCAAGACGAGGAGGACCAAAUGUUGGAACCAGCUUGGCCUCAUCUGCAGAUUGUGUAUGAAUGUCUAUUAAGAUUUGUGGCUUCUCCAGAGAUCGAUGCCAAGCUAGCUAAAAGAUAUAUUGAUCAUUCAUUUGUGUUGAAGUUGCUUGAUUUGUUUAACUCUGAGGACCAAAGAGAGAGGGAAUACCUAAAGACGAUUCUCCAUCGCAUUUAUGGGAAGUUCAUGGUGCAUCGACCGUUCAUUAGGAAAUCCAUUAACAACAUCUUCUUUUGGUUCAUUUUUGAGACUGAGAAGCACAAUGGGAUUGCGGAAUUGCUUGAAAUCUUAGGCAGCAUAAUCAACGGUUUUGCUUUGCCUUUGAAGGAAGAGCACAAGCUGUUCCUUGUUCGUGCCUUGAUUCCUCUUCACAAGCCCAAGUGUGUAUCUAUGUACCAUCAGCAACUCUCAUAUUGCAUUAGUCAGUUUGUGGAGAAAGAUGCCAAGCUGGCGGAUACAGUGAUUCGAGGACUUUUGAAGUAUUGGCCCAUAACGAAUAGUUCAAAGGAAGUUAUGUUCCUUGGUGAAUUGGAAGAGGUUCUGGAAGCUACCCAGCCAUCAGAAUUUCAGCGCUGCAUGGUCCCCUUAUUCCGUCAAAUUGGUAACUGCCUAAACAGCUCACAUUUUCAGGUAGCUGAACGUGCAUUGUUUUUGUGGAAUAACGAUCACAUAAGAAAUUUGGUCACACAGAAUCGCCAAGUGAUUCUGCCAAUAAUCUUCCCAGCCCUGGAGAAAAACACACGGAGUCAUUGGAAUCAAGCUGUUCAGAGUUUGACACUGAAUGUGAAAAAGAUAUUCUCAGAUGUUGAUCAAGAACUCUUUGAUGAGUGCUUGGUCGGCUUCCAAGAAGAUGAAUCCAAAGAGAAAGAAACACAGGAGAAACGUGAAUCAACGUGGAAACGCUUAGAAGAUGUGGCUGCCUCCAAGGCUUUGGGCAAUGAGGCUGUGCUUGUCUCAGGAUUUACUUCCUCCAUUGAUACUAACCCACAACCACGGGCUUCUUCAGGUAGUUGAGUUGAGACCCUCGCGACUCACAAAUUCUGUUUUCCCUAAUCAGUCAUGGUCGGAGGAAAGCGAGUUGUACCCUCUACAGCCAUGGAGGUGUGUGUAAUAUAAAGAAUUUGUUAUAGGGGUGAGUGAUUAUUACUUGUUAGAUUGAUGAUCAAAUUUGUUGUAUAAUGGUGAGAAAAGUUUACAUUUUUCUGUUUCUGUUUCAACUUUCAACCAAAGCAAUGUAUUCCGUCUCUCGGAAAUGUUUCCGUA
This is a messenger RNA of Malus domestica (apple), 2492 nucleotides long. Lineage: Eukaryota; Viridiplantae; Streptophyta; Magnoliopsida; Rosales; Rosaceae. The record is from RefSeq and is a predicted model, not a curated record.